Acanthamoeba castellanii str. Neff is the source of this 1581-nucleotide messenger RNA. RefSeq lists its product as uncharacterized. Bases 1 to 1581 code for a protein of 526 amino acids. NCBI's taxonomy places the organism in Eukaryota, Discosea, Longamoebia, Acanthamoebidae. The record is from RefSeq and is a predicted model, not a curated record. The transcript is spliced from 8 exons.
AUGGAGCUGCCGCUGGUGCCGAUCGAGGUGGUGGUUGAGUUCGUGCUGCCCCAUGCCUUCGACUCCUUCGCCCAGGCUCUCGAGCUGAUGCUCCUCUGCUCGGACGUCUACGAGUUCGCCACGUCGCGGUGCGCCUUCUGGGAGCCCUUUCUCGGGCGGCGGCUCGACGAGGUGGUCAUCCCGCGACUCCAGGCCGCCUACCACCGCUACGCUCCGACGCUCAUCCACCUCCUCCGAACGAAAUACGUGAUGUGGCCGAAGAGCAUCAUGGCCGACGAAACGUUGGAUGUGAUGCAGGCGGUCCGGUCGAAGGUCUUCGUGGUGGAGCAGCCGUACGUGCUGUGCGUGAGCUGCCGAGGCAACGGCGAAUCACCUCUGGUCUCGAUCGAGUUUCAAGAGUACCACGAGUCCGACGACGAAGAAAAUGAAGACGAAGAAGCCGAAGCUGAGGCCGAGGAAUCCGAAGCCGACGAAGAAGGCGACGACGACAAAAGAGAAGAAGAAGAAGAAGACGUGCAGGAGCCGCAAGACGAAGACGAAGGCGAAGAGCCGGCGGAAGAGGUGAACGAGGAAACCAAAGAGGGCGACGGCAGCAAAAAGCCGAAACACACCAAAGAACACAAGAUGCAGCUGGUUGUCGACAACGAGAUGUGGUGUUGCAAGACCUGUCUGGAGAGGGGCUUCUUCUUUGGCUUCUGCGAUCAGUGUCACACCGAUCCGCUCGUGCAGGCCAGGACUGAGCAUGCGGUGGCCGUCGGCAAAAGGCUGCGGCACGACAGCACGCACCUGGUGGAGGAGUGGCGCGAGGGUGUGGACGGGGUCAACAGGUGGGACACCGAGGCGCCGCACCCCAAGCUCACCUUCGCCGACGCCUGGGCCGACAGAAAGGCAUACACCCCGCUCUUCCUGCUCAAGCUCUACUCGCCCACCUUCACCGGCUACGGAUCGCCGAGUCUCUUCGAGGGACUGAUCAUCAAAGGCUGCAUCUCGCAUGGAAUCAAGUACACCGGCUGGAAGAUGGAAGUGCACAUCUACGAAGGGUCGUUUGGCGAGAUGGAGGGCUUCCCGCAGGGCAAGGGCCGCAUCGAAUGGGCCAGCGGGGUGCAGUUCGACGGCUGGCACAAGAUGCACGCGCUGCUCGGUCGCAAGCGGUGCUCGUUCGUGUUCGCCGACGGGGCCAAGUGGGAGGGGCAGUUGAUUGGCGGCCGCUUUAUGUUCACCUCCAAUGGCCCAGGCCUGCUCACCCUUCCCGACGGACGCCAGAUUCAGUGCAAGGCGGAGGCUGGACGCGGGCGAGGUGGGCAUUGCAUACAUCUGUGGACGGAGGACGGGAGCGAGAAGUACAUCGUCAACAGGCGGCUCCGCGGCGUUGUCGAACCCAUCGAGGACGAGUUUGAGGAGACCGAUUUCGAAGAUCAGACCUACAAUGAACAAUGGAGCGAUGACGAAGCGGCCAAGGACAGCGACGACAAUGACGACAAUGACGACGACAAUGGCAAUGACCUCGUUGGCAGCACCACCGCUCCAUCUUCGGAAGAGGCCACCCCUUCAACUGCUGAUAAGGAGACCACCACGCCCUGA